CAUACUCACUUAUAGCCGUAGGAUAGUUUAUUACUGCAAUCUACUAUUUGCUGGCUGAAAGCUGCAGUGGCACUCGAGCACCACACUUGGCUCCAUUCAGCACGGAGCACUUAGUAAGCAAGCAGCUAACGAAGCAACCGAAUUAGCAGCCAACCAAACGUUCGACUUGUCAGCCUCUGAUUCAGCCUAUCAAUGAGCUUGCGUCCCGUACUCGGCUCACCAACAAGCUUGUACCUUUUGCAACUCCGACUCAGCCUGCAUCACUGACUCUGCCUCAGCCUAUCAGCCGUCUAGAGCCAGAAAGCCAGCCAGCCAGCCAGCGUUAGUCUGCUUGCCGCGUUUUUGUGGCCAGCUAAGAGUGUUGUAGAGCAGUUAUGUUCUGGCCACUGCUCGCCUGUUUGCGCGACUACUGUGCUAAUUGCUCCUUGGCCGGCAUCAGCUACAUUGCCAAUAACAAAUUGCAUAUUAGUGAACGCGUUUUCUGGCUCUUUUGUUUCAUACUCUCCGCUUUUGGCUCGUACAAGCUCAUUUCAACGUUCGAACGUGACUUUGAGCAAUCCGCUGUCAGCAUUGUCUUCGAAAGUCUAACACCAUACGACAAAAUCUAUUUUCCCAGUGUGGCCGUGUGUGAGACGUUGGAGAAGGAUGGCACCACGCCAGCGGUGGAACAGUAUAUCGAGAGUCUAAAAUCACUAUUUUCAAAACUCAGUUACCCCGAAGAGUAUGACUAUGACGUCGAAAUUUAUGUCUUAAAACUACUUUUCCCGCAUGAGUACAACACCGGCAAUGCCAGGGCACAUUGCUUCGAUAAGGAGGGCACCGAUGCUGAGUGUCCGCACACCCACUACAGGGAACUAACGGAGAAGCUUCAUGAGAAUUGCUCCAACGUUUUGGUGGAAUGCUCGCUCGGGCACAAGGCCUUCAACUGCUGUCAUUACUUUGUACCACUACUCACACCUUAUGGCUACUGUUAUCUUUUGAAUUCAAGGCAAAACAAUCAUCCCGACAGCAAACAUUGGUUCCCGAGUGAGGUGGAGGACAAUCAUGCCACAGUGCGCUUAGUCACCGAUGUUGCAGUCGAGGUUUUCGUGCUCAACGAGGAGGAUAUACCUUAUGCCAAUCUAGCUGGUAUUACAACAAAGGUGGCAACACCAGGCAAACAUACGGACCUACAAAUAUCCGUGCAAGAAAUGGUUAACGAUGUGGAUGUGCGUGAAGUGUCACCAGAGUAUCGGGGUUGUCGUUUCUUCGACGAGAUCAUGCCGAAGUCAUCGUUUCGCGUCUACAGCUUCAGCGCCUGCAUUGUCGACUGUAUUGCUGCGCUGCAAAUGCGUUACUGCAAUUGUUCGAUAUACAAUUUAAUGCCGUCGGCGCGUGCGGAUAUGCCCGAUUGUGAUUAUAACGGACUUUUGUGUUUGGAGAAGGAAACGAAGGUGUCGCCCGAUAUUAAAUUGCUGCUGCCAUGGCCGGAGAAUAAUGAAACGUGUGAUUGCUUGCCGUCGUGUACUGAACACGACUUACGUGCGGUUUCCGAGUACAGUCCGAGCGGGCGCAAAGGUGUAGAAAGGCGUAGUGUUGCCAUCAGCCUCGUUGAUCGCCCCACUGAGCGUUAUCGUCGCCAGGCGCUGCGUACGCGUUUGGAUGUUGUCGUCACUAUCGGUGGCAUAUUGGGUUUGUUUUUAGGCGCCAGCAUUCUGAGUCUCAUCGAGCUUGUUUACUACUUUACCUUGCGGCUCUACAAUAACAUCCAAAUGAUAAGAAAAAACGAGAGAGCGCUAAACAGAGUAGUCCAAAAAAGCAGAAUAAAGGGUGCGAGUUUAAAUAAAGGAAGGAAAUAAAGAUUUCCAUUGCUUAAAUGUAUUUCAUCGUCAAGCUAAAUUAUAUGAAAUUCCUUAAUGCGAUU
Molecule: messenger RNA, 1903 nt
Organism: Bactrocera dorsalis (oriental fruit fly)
Lineage: Eukaryota; Metazoa; Arthropoda; Insecta; Diptera; Tephritidae
Gene: ppk15
Product: pickpocket protein 19
Exons: 7
Coding region: 375-1838 (487 amino acids)
Biological process (GO): sodium ion transmembrane transport
Cellular component (GO): membrane
Molecular function (GO): ligand-gated sodium channel activity
Source: RefSeq, a predicted model, not a curated record